Stereum hirsutum FP-91666 SS1 is the source of this 1558-nucleotide messenger RNA. RefSeq lists its product as uncharacterized. The record is from RefSeq and is a predicted model, not a curated record. Lineage: Eukaryota; Fungi; Basidiomycota; Agaricomycetes; Russulales; Stereaceae. Gene Ontology annotation, biological process: mitochondrial tRNA methylation; tRNA N1-guanine methylation. Gene Ontology annotation, cellular component: cytoplasm; mitochondrial matrix. The coding region runs from base 161 to 1549 and encodes 462 amino acids. The transcript is spliced from 9 exons.
CCUAAAAUCUGUAGCUCAUACCGGAGGAACGACAGCACCCCCCUGCAUGACCCUUCCCCUCCGACUUUUCUCUCGUCAUCUCUGUAAAUACGCCCCUAGAAGCUCCAAAAUAAAUCAUUGGCUAUCUACUUCAUUCUCUCAACAAAACCGAUCAUUCACCAUGUCCGUCUCCCAACGUGCGCUCGCCAUCGACACCUCACCUCCACCUGCGCGAUGGAUGAAAGAAACGCUCGACCGUUCCGCUUUUCAUCGCACGAUCCCUGUUCUCGCUGCGCGCGUCGCCCCCGCGAAGGCCGGUAUCCUCCUCAAGGCUGAUGUGAUGAGACGGACGAUUAUGAACUUGCCGAAAGUAAGAACUGUGUUAUCUGACCCGGAAGACCCGAAGGGGAGUAGGCUUCUGUUAUUCAGAGUUCAGCAGGAAGCUGAUUUAUCGGAGGAAGCGAGAGCGUUUUUGAGUCAGCAAGAGGCGAUUCUGACGAGCCAUGAGCUUCAGCUUGAUUAUGAUUAUUGGACGGCAGACGAGAUUCUGCAGGCUGUUCUCCCAGAAGAGCUGUUGGAAGGCUCUCCUACAGGAUUCGCGAUCACGGGCCACCUUGCUCACAUGAAUCUCAAUGCCGAGUACCUACCGUACAAACACAUCAUCGGUCAGGUUGUUCUCGAUAAAAACAAAAGGCUUCGAACUGUGGUCAACAAGCUAGACUCCAUCGACACGAAGUUCCGUUUCUUCAAGAUGGAGCUGAUCGCUGGUGAACCCGACUUUAUCGUGGAACAUCACGAAUCCGAUUGCCGCUUUACAUUCGAUUUCUCGCAAGUAUAUUGGAACUCGCGAUUGCACACAGAACACGAGCGACUCGUACAGUUAUUCCAGCCCUCAGAUGUUGUUGCGGACGUCUUUGCUGGUGUAGGGCCGUUUGCCGUUCCUGCUGGGAAGAAAGGUUGUGCAGUUCUGGCGAACGACCUGAACCCAAACAGCUAUAAGUACCUGGAGCAAAAUAUUCACGAUAACAAGGUUGCUGAACUUGUACGAGCGUCCUGCGAGGAUGGCAAGGACUUCAUUAGAUCAUCUGUCCUGACGGCCUUGGAGAACCCCUUUCCUGCUUAUGCUGGACCAAAACUUACAAAAGCACAAUUGAAAGAAAAGCGUCGGAAGCAGGGCCAGCCGGAGGAUUCGGCGGUACCUACGCAACCAGAAGACCCCUCACCGCCAUUUCUACCACCCCGUAACCGUAUUGCGCAUUUUGUUAUGAAUCUUCCGGACUCUGCUAUCACUUUCCUCGGUGCCUUCAAAGGUCUGUUAGCCAGCGGCAAGCUACGUGAGGUAUAUGAAGGCGGAAUGCCGGUGGUCCAUUGUCACUGCUUCACGAGGGAGCUGGAGUUAGAGGUUGCUGAGAAAGAUAUCCGACAGCGUGUGGCGGCAGAGCUUGGGUAUGAACUGCAGGAAGAGGAUGAAGUAUCUUUGCACUUGGUACGAUCUGUAGCACCGAACAAGGACAUGUACUGUAUCAGCUUCAGACUGCCUCGCCAAGUCGCUUUUCUCGAUGCGCAAUGAACAGAAAAG